Molecule: messenger RNA, 246 nt
Organism: Ramularia collo-cygni
Lineage: Eukaryota; Fungi; Ascomycota; Dothideomycetes; Mycosphaerellales; Mycosphaerellaceae
Product: related to COX17 protein
Exons: 3
Coding region: 1-246 (81 amino acids)
Biological process (GO): mitochondrial respiratory chain complex IV assembly
Cellular component (GO): mitochondrial intermembrane space
Molecular function (GO): copper chaperone activity; copper ion binding
Source: RefSeq, a predicted model, not a curated record
AUGUCCGCCCAAGCAGCAUCCGCAAUGUMAUCAACACCAAUGCAACCCAACAACGCCGCCGCAGACCUCAAACCCAAGGGAGAGGCCGCUGCAAAAGUAAAGCCAUGUUGUGUCUGUAAAGACGAGAAAGCCGCCCGCGACGAGUGCAUGCUCUUCUCCAACGCCCCCGAUCCGCAGGAAGCGUGCAAGGACUUGGUUGGGAAGUACCGGAGUUGUAUGGCGAGUUAUGGAUUCAACCUGGCGUGA